Molecule: messenger RNA, 1854 nt
Organism: Paramecium tetraurelia
Lineage: Eukaryota; Ciliophora; Oligohymenophorea; Peniculida; Parameciidae
Exons: 5
Molecular function (GO): phosphatidylinositol binding
Source: RefSeq, a predicted model, not a curated record
AUGAAAUAGAUUCUGUCUCAGAGUUUCACACCCGAAUCUGCACCGACAUUCUUUAGAUAGCAAUCAGAGAGACCGAACUUAGUGACAAAGCAACUAAAUUAGAAGGAAUGUGAUGCAAAUGAAUUAUAUGCUUUAAUUGUCAAUAACCACAUGAUCAAGGAGAUCAGGAUCGUUAAAAUCUUCAAGGAAGAAGAUCGAGAAUCCAUAUUCAAAAAUCAUAUUGUGAAUUACGUAAUCUAAAUAAGAACAGAUUAUAUUGAUUAUACAAUUCCUAAAAGAUAUUCUGAAUUUGAGAAAUUAUACGAAUCAGUAAAUAAAUUCAUUCAAACUUAGUUACCAAUUUCCUAGAAGAAAAUGCCUAAGUUCCCUUCAAAAAAAGUUAUUUAAACUAAUUCUAGAAAAACAAUUGCCAAAAGAUAAGAAAUGCUCGAAAAAUUUUUAUAAUAUUUGUUGCAAUAUCUAGACCACACAUUGUAUGUGUUUUUGGACUUUCUUAAAAUUAAAGAGUAAUUUUAAAAAGGGGGAUUUGAUUAAAAUGUUAAAAUGCAUCAAUUUAGUAAAGAUGAAAACGCUUUGUGUGAUCUUUUGGAUACAAGUCCAAAAAAAAUAUAACCGAAUAAUUAGGCUGAAUAAAUGAUAUUCCAUUAUUUAUGGAAAUUAAAUGAAACCAUUAAUGAAAGAGGCAAAAUAUUUUAGUACAUUAUUCAAUUCAUUAUUUUUAGGAAGAUGGAGAAGUAUUAUUUUGGUAAAAUUUAGUAGAUCUCUCCUCUACUUUUAAAAGUCUUAUUGAUUGGAGAUGACGAGAGGGAACUCCAAGGAAUCAUGUAAAUGCUAUCCAUCUAAACCAAUGACAUGUUGAGCCACAUUAGCUGUAUCCAUGGAUUCUAGUUCUUGAGAAAAAUAUUAGAAUAUGAUUAUAAUCCAAGUAUGAUCUUUAGAGAGUAUUCCAUAGACGCUGAACAAGCAAUUAAAUUGCUAAGUGAAAUCAGUAUUAAAUAGUUUAGAACUAUGAAAAUAUAAUCUCAUAUUUGUGGACAACAGAAGUUAUGCAAAUAGGAUUCCCUAAUGAUUCUUCAUAAAUACAUUUAAUAGAAUUAAUUGAAAAAUUAAAUGAUUAGCUAUUUAUUAGUUGAUGAUGAGGCUAUUCGUGAAUAUGAUUGUUAUGUACAGACUUACUUGAAUAAAAUGAAUGAAGAAGUUAAAUAACUGAAGGACAGUAAUGAGAACUUAUAAGAGUUAUUACCCACUAAAUCCAAUUCAAUCGAACACGCUAUCUUAGAAUAGGAUCCUACUCUUGAAUAAUUAGUAGAAAUAAGUUAGAUGAAUCUGAAUUGGAAAUAUGUUUAGGAAUGUGAUGGACAUACUAUGUAUCAUCUCUAAGGUUAAUUCGUCAAAACCAUUCAUCCUAUCAAAUGUUCAAUGGAUAGAGCCAUCAAAAUAUUCAGUGAUCUUAAAUAAUAAUGGUUUCAUGGAAUGAUACAGAAAGAUGUUUUGGAAUAAGUUAAUGAAAAUAAAAGUGUGAUUGUUGAAUACUAUGUUUGGGAAGACAAGUCUACAUUUAAGAAAAUGGCCUUUGUCAGUGAUUAAGAGAUUGUUAAGGUUGAUGAUUUCACUUAUCAAAUCACCAUUGUACCCAAUUCAAAGCAAUUACCAAAUCAUUAUAAGUUGAAAUGUGAUCAAAAAGGCCAAAAAAUGAGUCUUAUUUUAAUGAAAUCAACCACACUCAAUCAUACAGAAGUUGUCAUUUAUCAAAAUAUUAUGGAUCCCACUUUCAGAACAGCUUUGACCCCAGUGAUACUGAAGGAGAUCCCUUGGUUCAAUAAUACAAUAACUAAACUUAAAGCCUUGCUAUGA